Messenger RNA from Salmo salar (Atlantic salmon), 5050 nucleotides. Its product is annotated as max-binding protein MNT. The record is from RefSeq and is a predicted model, not a curated record. Gene Ontology annotation, biological process: regulation of transcription by RNA polymerase II. NCBI's taxonomy places the organism in Eukaryota, Metazoa, Chordata, Actinopteri, Salmoniformes, Salmonidae. Gene Ontology annotation, molecular function: protein dimerization activity; RNA polymerase II cis-regulatory region sequence-specific DNA binding; DNA-binding transcription factor activity, RNA polymerase II-specific.
CGGCGUGAACGGGCAGUGGCUCGGGUGGUCAUUGUCAUUGAGUAUCUUUUUGGCCUUCCUGUGACAUCGGGUGCUAUAGGCGUCGUGGAGGGCAGGUAGUUUAACCUGGUGAUGGGUCGUGCAGACCGCACCAGCCUUUGGAGAGCCCUGCGGUUGUGGGCGGUGCAGUUGCCGUACCAGGCAGUGAUACAGCCCAACAGGAUGGUCUCAAUUCUGCAUCUGUAAAAGGUGACAAUAUAUGUGACUGUCACUAUCACAUUGUGGCCUUUUUUAAAGCCGCAAUAUUGACUUCCUGCUUGUAUUGCUGUGUCAGUGUGAUAAAUAGAACAGCAAUGUGCUGAUUACAAGAGGCUUGUGUCUCUAUAUUUGACACACAAUGGUUGGUCGAGGUUGUGUCACUUUUUGGUUGAAUUUAUAACUUUGGUCUUGAAAACAGUUAAAUAGCUAUCACGCCAGUAAAAAACACAAGAAAGCAUAAUACUUGUUAAUUAUCUAAGUUCAAGGGGUACGCUGACAAAGCAAAAGAACAUUACUGCCCAUAGAGUUAAACUGAGAAAAUGGACUCCUCGCCGAACAUCCAGACAGUUAGCCCAAGGUCGUCGAGGCUCGGCCAUGUGGCGGGAAAGGUAUACUGUCUCUUUAUAUAACAAACGUUCGAAUUGCUCUCGUUUAAAGCCGCCCCGCCCUGAACCACGUUGUUUGUGAAUUGACAAUUCCACCACACCCUUUGUAUGACUAAUGGUACAUGACGGUUAACCACUGCAAAUGGUUGCAACACAAUCAAUAAAUUACACGUUUCCCUUAACAUUAGUUUAAACAGACACAACUGUGAUGACUAAUAAAUGUAUGGCGGAAAUUGAUCGCUGGUUGCUGAGGCCACAGACCUGGAGACCAAUCAUAAUAUUCGAAUGAUGGCUACUGCACUUCGCCCAUGUGUUCAAGCGCCAUACCUUGUUGUUCUCCCUGGUGAUUGGCUAUUGGGAAAUGAUAUGUCUUGCCGUGAACGGAUACAGAUAAAUCGUGGAUUAGGAAUGAUUGAUAGUGUUAUUAUUAACAAACUAUAUAUUCUAUGAAAUUCAAUGUUGAAACAACUUUUGGAGUCAACAUACUGAGUUGUUUAAAUUCAACUGAGGAACGACUUGCACAAUUUGUUUAAUUUUCAUGCUUCGUUUCUUUCAUAAGAAAUAGCAGCAGGUCAGUCCAUUCCAAGACUCCAUUUCUUGUUUUCUUUGUCAUUGCCGUGUAUGGGAGGGAAUACAUGUGUGGGCGGUCAUAAAUGGUAUGCUUUUGGCCCUGAUUUGUUACCUACUACUCUCAGCGCCAUCUUGUUGCAACUCCUCUACGUAUGUGGAAGAGUUUCUACGAGGGGUCUCCGAUUACCUUUUUCUUCAGUUUUGCUGAUUGAAAGACUGGAUCCUUACACUGAAAAAUAAAGUGCAUACCCUGUAACAUUUGCUAAACAUUUUUACUUGUAACGUUUUGUUUCCAAUACGGAGAAGAAAUGAGCAUCGAGACGCUUUUAGAAGCAGCAAAGUUUUUGGAAUUGCAAGCCCAGCAACAACAGAAAGCACGUGAGGAGAAUGAGCUGCGGGAGAAGCUUCGCCUCGAACAGCUAUCUGACCACAAACGCAAUGAUGUCACUACCUACUCCUCCCCCAUCCAGAUGAACCAUGUGACCCGAGCAGAAGAGUCCUGCCCCUACUCAGAGCGCUGCCCCGCCUUUGUCCCUCCCCCGCUGCCGCCCCCCUCCAUGACUGUCAUCCCUAUCCCCAUGAUGACCUCCAACCACACAGGUCUGCCCCCCACCGUCCCAACCCCCUCCUCCACCUCCCUGUCCCCCCAGGCUGGGGCAGCACCCCACCUGGCCUCCCCCAGGAGGGACCCUCACUCCCCAGGGCAGGGCCACCAGGGACAGGGUGUGCUUUUGGCUCUCUCUCCUCAGGUGAAGACAGACCCCUCCCACCACUUGGCUUUGGCCCAAUCUGGCAACCACAAGCAGAAUCAUCAUCACCACCAUCACCUUCCACAGAUUGUUUCCCCCCAAUCUGGAAACUAUAAACUGCUGCAGAAGCAACAACAGCAGUCUCCCCAGCUGGUGCAGCCCUACCCUGGCUCCAUCGUCUCAGCCCCCCAGCCAGGGCCCCCCCAGACUCCGUGUGGAGGCCAGACCAGCCCUGUUGGGGGGCGAGGCAGCCCCCCUGACCUGGACGGGAAGAAGAGGCCUGGAGGGGCAGGGACAAGAGAAGUACAUAACAAGCUUGAGAAAAACAGACGUGCUCACCUGAAGGAGUGCUUUGACACCCUGAAGAGAAACAUCCCCAAUGCAGACGAGAAGAAGACCUCUAACCUCAGUGUCCUGAGGAGCGCCCUCCGAUAUAUACAGACGUUAAAGCGCAAGGAGAAGGAGUAUGAGCAUGAGAUGGAGAGACUGGCGCGGGAGAAGAUCGCUACUCAGCAGCGAUUGGCUGAGCUGAAGAACGAGCUGAGCCAAUGGAUGAACGUCAUGGAGAUCGACCGUGUUCUCAGACAGACAUUUCAGCCAGACGACGACCAGGCUUCUACCUCUACUGCCUCAGAGGGUGAAGACAUCAUGGAUGAGGAGAAUGUUCCGACAGCCUUACCCACCAUGCCUCAACAAGCCAUACAGCCUGAGUUGUGCAAGACUGUGACUCCCAUAACCCCCACCACCUCCAACCUCACCCAACACAUCUCCAGCCAACACAAGGCCCAAAUGUACCCCCAGCUUCACCCACACCUGCUGUCAGCCCUGCCUGUCUCAGCUACGUUCUCCACCCCAACAUCCAGCAUCAUCACCACCACCCCUAUCCAGGCCCUCCUAUCGGCCCACACACACAUCGUAACCUCCCCUAGCACCCUCUUCCCGGCCCACACACACAUGGUGACCACCCCCGCUCACACACACAUGGUAAAGGCCCCCAGCCUGCAGCCCACGGUCAUCGCCCAUGGCUCGGCUUCCCACGCCUCCGUCAUCCAGGCCGUCAACCACGUCAUCCAGGCCCAGACUUCAUCUGGAGGAGCCAAGCACCUCACCCACCUAGCCCCCUCCUCCUCAGCCCCUAUGCAGCUGGCCCCAGGGCACCACCACCACCAGCCCAUCGGACACAUCACCGUCCACCCUGUUACCCACCUGGGCCAGCACCAUUUACCCACCAUCUACCCCCAACCCGUGGCUAUCACCCAUACCCUCAAUGGUACUGCCCCCAACCAGGGUACAACCACCAUCAUGGGAAAGCAGAUGGGAGUUGGUGCCCAGGUGGUGGCACAUCACCCACAGCUGCUGAACCCUGUAACUAUGGUGACCAUGCCCUCAUUCCCCGUCAGCACUUUGAAGCUAGCCUGAUUUCUGAACCAGGCCAGAGCCACCCUGAAGCUAGCCUGAGAACCAAGUACAUGAACAGGCCACACCCACCCUGAGGUGGCCAGAGUCAGGCUGAAGUCGGAGACAGACCUGGACACCAUCUGCCCUAGAGCAGACCAGCCGGACAGGAGCCAGCCCCAGAGCGAGGCAGGCACCAGGACUACUGUACUGACAAACAAACGUAAAAGUCUUCAUACUGAACGCAAGACGCCGUUCUCAUAUUCACUGAUGAAUCACAAACUGCAUUAUUAACUAACCGGAGGCAGUACAGCUGUCUAUAAGGAGUAACUCAGAACAUUCCAAAAAGAAACUAUAAAAAACAUAAAGAUCUUUAUAAUGGUUGAGGUAAAAGAGACUGUUGGGCUGAGUACGACUGCCUAGAGGAUCAUCUUGAUGCUGUGUGAUUUUUCUACAGGAUGCAGUGGAGAGAAUCACAUAUAUACAUUUUGUCUGGCCCUCUGUGUUCAUACCUGCAGAACAGCAGCGUCAACCAAUGUUGAAGGCAGUCAGACCUGCAUAUUUUCACUCAAGAUCGGUUUUAUAUUUCUGCUACAUGUAUUCCACAGCCAAGAGUAUUUAAAAACCACACUACAAAUGACUGAGGGUGCCACUAUCAAGCACCAAGGUAUUUGAUUUUUACAGAAGUCCACCACUAAUGCCAGGGCAUACAUCUACAAAUCAUCUGAGUCUGAUCUAGGAUCUGUCCAUAUAAUCUUAUUAUGAUUUAAAAGGCUAAACUGAUUCUAGACAAGCACUCCUACUCUGAGGCGCUUUGUGGAUACGGGCCCUGAUGUGUCCGUUCAGAAGGCAAAGCAUCCAAUUUCAGAUGGGCUGAAUCGGGGUCAGGGAGACAGGCAGUGUGUGAUUGGUGGGUGUUGUUGGCGUGUCAGCUCUAACAACUAAGCACCAUAAAGGAGCACAUUGAGAAUAUGAUUGCAGGGACCUCCCCCUCUACCCAGGCACAUGGCUGUGGAGUGAAACCUAAAACAUGGCCUGGCCUCGCCAUACCAUGUGCUUCCCUACUGCAGUACUGUCAUAUGGCUGCAUGCUCCACAGACUCCCCCUGCUGGUAAAAACAAAAACUGCAUGUAAAACAGACAAUGGUCAUUGAGCAGACUAUUUUGUAAUAACAUGUAUUCAGUGGAUGUGGCCCAAGCAGGAAUCCAACCCAAAUGUCAGCAUUCCCACCAUGCACAUAUGAAUCACGUGACGUAAAACUGACAAUACUCAGUGACUACACAUUGACUCAUUAGUUUACUAAUAGCAGAGCAGGAACCAGCAUAGCAGGCACAAGCACUGCAAAUUGUUCCAGGAGUAUAUAUAUCUGUAUGUGUAAUAUAGUGAGGAAUGUCUUGUUUGAUUGUGUUGCAGCAGUGAACUUGUUAAAACAAAGGCCUUUGGCAGUGUCAUGGUAGAGCAUUUAAGUGAAUGAGGCAGUUUGGGGUUAAACGACAUGGUAGGGCAGUCAUCUACGAAGCGCUGACAUCUUAUCCUCUUUCUCCACCAACCAUAUCUGGUAUCCCUGGUCAUCAGGCUGCCUGGUCAUCAUUUAUCUAGAUUCUCAUGUUUGCCUUCCACUACACUUAUGACGACCAGUGUAGCUGAGAUUAAACUUAACUUCUAGCACUUUGAUCUGCUACUUAACCACAAUUAAACUGGUUUACAAAUUUA